AUGGCUACGAGGAGAGCACGUGCCUCCUCGUCACAGACCAGCAAGCAGCCUGUCGUCAUUUCAGGACAGGAAGAACCGCACUCAACACAACACAACAUCAAGACAUCCCGGAAAGCAACGCAACGGAGAAGAAAUCCGAAUGACUGUGAAGCGCUACAUAGUCAACAAGAUGCGAUUGAGAACUCACGAAGCAGCGAGUACCGUUUGUUGGGGCACCGCCAGCGCAAAGCGUCACUUCAUGAACGCGGUGCGCUGCAUCGUACGUCGACAGUACUCCGUUGCUCAAGCUACCAUGCCGAUCUGCGAAAGCUGCUGCUGCUUCGAUUUCGAAGCGCCACGGGUGGCGGCAGGGUUGGCGGCGUUGACGGCCGCGUCUUGGACAUCCUUGAGAGGACCGGCGCAGUCGUCACCACCCCGCCAGAGUAUUACCCCGUUCCCGACGUGGAGACUGAGGUCGAGGUGGGAACCUCCCGUGCAGCUACUAGCCGGGGGCCGAGCGACGUCGACCUGCAACCAAUACCCCUCCAGCCACAAGUGCCGCAGCCCGGACCUUCGCAGCCGCAGCCCGGACCUUCGCAGCCGCAGCCCGGACCUUCGCAGCCGCAGCCCGGACCUUCGCAGCCGCAGCCCGGACCUUCGCAGCCGCAGCCUGGACCUUCGCAGCCGCAGCCCGGACCACAGCCUCAACCCCGCCGAAGACAGCCCAGGCAGCUGGAGGAAGCUGUGUGCCGGGCUACGGCUGAGUACGUGCGGCAGGGCCAGUGUGCUGAUGCGAGGGCCGUGGCAGACCGCAAGUUCCACCACAAGAUGUUGGAGCAAAACCGGCGUCAUCACGAGGCCCAGAUGGCCAGCCAAGAACGGCUGGAAAACCAGCUCUGCCGCCUGACCGAAGAGGUGGGCCGGCUGCGCCACGUUCAGCAGCAGCGCCUCGACCUAGAGCGCAGGGCGAAUGACUGUACUCAGCGCCUGCUGCAGCAACUUUUGGAGGCCCUGGCCGGUGGGGCUGCACUAGUCACUCGCCCACCUCAGCCUCCUAGCGCCUAAAUUUUAUUGAUAUAUACUGAGUAUGCACACCGCAAUGAAACGAAGGCAAGAGAAACACACAAACGACAUAGACUGGCACUGACUUCCAACUGAAUUAUUGAAAAGCAUGAAGCCCGCUUUUACGCAUGUGCACAUCUUAUCAGCAACUGAAACGAGUCAUGGGUGAGCAUACAUCUCUCUGUCACUUAGAUACACGCUUGGCGUAAUUACACACUUGAUACCGGAUUUCCUAAUGUGGGCUGCCUCGAAGUGCAUUUACACUUGUUGCAGUGAUAUGCAAGAUGUCCGCCUGAAUUGUUUUUUUACAAAAAAAAAUACUCUUGUGCUCUGAUGUUGAAAUGUAGCCCGCCGGCCCAAUGUACUCUUUUCCACAGCGGAGUGGCAUCUUGUAUUGCACGUGAGGCACACAGUCGGUGUAACGAUGAGCAUGCUUCUUCGUGCAGGAUUUUUUCUCUUCUUUGGUGAGCAUAGGGCAAAUCUGACCUAACUUACAAGGCGCAGAAAACACCACUUUGACGUCAUACCUUUGGGCGAUCUUCUUAAGAUUGCGAUGUGGUGUGAAAGUGGUGUUUUCUGCGCCUUGUAAGUUAGGUCAGAUUUGCCCUAUGCUCACCAAAGAAUAGAAAAAAUCCUGCACGAAGAAGCAUGCUCAUCGUUACACCGACUGUGUGCCUCACGUGCUAUACAAGAUGCCACUCAGCUGUGGAAAAGAGUACAUUGGGCCGGCGGGCUACGUUUCAACAUCAGAGCACAAGAGUAUUUUUUUUUUGUAAAAAAACAAUUCAGGCGGACAUCUUGCAUAUCACUGCAACAAGUGUAAAUGCACUUCGAGGCA
Rhipicephalus sanguineus (brown dog tick) is the source of this 1879-nucleotide messenger RNA. RefSeq names its product translation initiation factor IF-2-like. The transcript has 6 exons. The coding region runs from base 1 to 1044 and encodes 347 amino acids. The record is from RefSeq and is a predicted model, not a curated record. NCBI's taxonomy places the organism in Eukaryota, Metazoa, Arthropoda, Arachnida, Ixodida, Ixodidae.